AUGGCCUACAACUCGAUUAGUGGUCAGCAGCUUGCUUGCAAGGUUAUAAACCUUCGACCUCUGAGGGAAAAGAUAUUUAGGGGAUCAUGGACAGGCGACAAUGAUGACGACGAUGGCGAUACAACUGUCUUGCGAAAAGCCAAACUCUUCAGUGUGAAGUAUGGGAAGAAGCUACGAAAGCCUGACCGUGAAGCAAAGCUUAAGAAAAGAUUGGAAGUUUUCGGCCGCGAGGCCCUAAUACUGAAAGAUCUAUGCCAUCCCAACAUUGUCAGCCUCGAAAAAGUGAUACAAACUAAUUUCCAUAUCUAUCUCUUUCAGGAGCUGGUACCUGGUGGAGACCUGUUCUCUUAUAUCCAGUACAAAGGGGGGAUGCUGACUAACAUGGAGGCUGCAGUCAUAAUCAGGCAGCUGCUGAUGGCUUUGGAUUACUUGCAUGGACAGGAUAUCGUUCAUCGGGACCUGAAACCAGACAACAUACUUAUGACAUCUUUGGAUGACGGAUGCCGGGUGGUGCUAUCUGACUUUGGAUGCGCCACCCGCAACCCUGGACGAAUGUCGACAAUGGUUGGCACAUUCGAAUAUAGUGCUCCAGAAGUCAUAAAUCCUAGUCAAGAGGGUUAUACGAAAGCUGCAGACAUGUGGUCGCUAGGUUGCGUAACUGCGGUCUUACUCACAGGUAGUACUUCGUGCGAUGGCUCAAUGGCAACGUACGCGAUUGACUUGGCUAAAAUCGGUGGGUAUGAGAAGUUGGAAGCGAGUCUUACCAGACAUUCUGCGCUUCCCCGAGCAAAGGAUUUCAUUCAACGCCUCCUCAGAAUUGUCGCAGAAGAGCGCAUGACUGCCAACCAAGGGUUGCAACAUGCGUGGUUCAGCAAUUCCGCCCAUUCGUCCGAAUUUCGAGAACUUUACUGUCGAUCAAUCAAAAACUGGACUCCAUGCUCUCCCCGAGCGCCGGUAAUCGUGGAUAUCACCAGCUUGAAUUGCUUCAAUGACCAAACACUUGCUCGGGAAGCAGCGAGUAAUACAAAGAGCCCCAGCUCAUCACUCGAGGAUCUCUCCGGUCACGAGAUUGCUUCCCCUACACUGUCGGAUCUCAACCUACCUCCACUCUCAGUCUGA
This is a messenger RNA of Aspergillus luchuensis, 1119 nucleotides long. RefSeq names its product serine/threonine-protein kinase. The record is from RefSeq and is a predicted model, not a curated record. Gene Ontology annotation, molecular function: ATP binding; protein kinase activity. The transcript has 4 exons. The coding region runs from base 1 to 1119 and encodes 372 amino acids. Gene Ontology annotation, biological process: protein phosphorylation. NCBI's taxonomy places the organism in Eukaryota, Fungi, Ascomycota, Eurotiomycetes, Eurotiales, Aspergillaceae.